This is a messenger RNA of Australozyma saopauloensis, 651 nucleotides long. RefSeq lists its product as uncharacterized. The record is from RefSeq and is a predicted model, not a curated record. The transcript has a single exon. Bases 1 to 651 code for a protein of 216 amino acids. NCBI's taxonomy places the organism in Eukaryota, Fungi, Ascomycota, Pichiomycetes, Serinales, Metschnikowiaceae.
AUGGCAGACCUCGAGAAUAUACUCAAGAACCAAGAAAGCGAUCUUGCACGAGACCAAGAAAUCGCCCGCGUUCUCGAAUGCUGUCCCCGGGACUACUUUGCUAUUCUACAAAUCAAUCCUUUGGUAGGACUAGAAGACCUUGCCCAAAAGCUAAGGAAAGCAUAUAGGCGCAAGUCUCUACUCAUACAUCCAGAUAAAACACAAAACGAGAAUGCUCCGCGUGCGUUUGCGUUACUAAAAAAGGCCGAGCAUGUACUUGCUAUUGAUGAAACACAAGAUCAUGAAAACGAAGAUCUUCAGGCAGAAGCUCUCGAGAAAAAAUCGCUAAUUGAUAUCUACAAGCACGUUGACGAACGUCUACAACUAUCCCUUCAAGAAGAUUUCGACCAUAAAGAUAAUAAGAAACUACGAGAAGAGGUCCAACAGCUCUUGGAGUCUCAUUCGAAAAACCAGGAAAUAGAGCGCAGCUUCGCUCAGCGACAAGAUCUCCAGCGGCAGGAAGCUAUCAAGACGGCAGCCAAGGAGCGCGAACUCAAGAAAUCCUGGGAACAACGUUGGGAACAAGAUCGAGGAGAUCGUGUGAAGCUGUGGCGAGCAUUCACUUCUAAAGUUGAGAAACCCAAGAAGAAAAAGAAGAAGGUUCUAGCUUGA